This is a messenger RNA of Drosophila arizonae, 4861 nucleotides long. RefSeq names its product GATOR complex protein Iml1 (gene Iml1). Lineage: Eukaryota; Metazoa; Arthropoda; Insecta; Diptera; Drosophilidae. The record is from RefSeq and is a predicted model, not a curated record. Gene Ontology annotation, cellular component: lysosomal membrane; GATOR1 complex. Gene Ontology annotation, biological process: cellular response to amino acid starvation; negative regulation of TORC1 signaling; positive regulation of autophagy. Gene Ontology annotation, molecular function: GTPase activator activity.
UGAUACGCACAUCCCUAACUUUUUGCGACAGCUGUUGCGCCCAAUGCAACGUUAGCCAACACUAAACAACGAAUAGCAUCACAACAAAAGCCAAAAAGCAAUGAAGAAGCAUUACGAACAGUCUAUUUCAGUGCAAAUGGAGCCGUAAAAUAUAAAAUUAACAUAAAAAUGAAACUUUACAAGUUGAACACUCACACAAGGGGGUGCAAUAAGUCGUACGAAUCGGACCUGGUGUUGAAUCCACAGGAUCAUCCAACAGCUAAAGUUGGGGAUGUUGUGGAAAUAUAUGCACCCGACGAUGAAAACGGCACGCACUUGCUGCUGCAGAUAACUGAGCUGAAUGAACAGAGCAAAACGGGUCGCAAUGUGAUAAGCAUAGAAUCAGGCAUAGCGACAGCAUUUAAAAUGCGUUCCUAUUCCAAUGUCGUAAUGCGUAUUGUGAAUCCCGCGGACGUUGCCCUCGACUCAAUUGAAAUUACAUUUAAGGAACAGUAUAUGGGCCGCUCGGAAAUGUGGCGACUAAAAACCUAUCUGACAAAUACCUGUGUGUAUGCGAAUAAAAAGAUUGACUACAAUGAUAUGCAGAUACGCUGCCAAGUUUAUGAGAUGUGGUCGCAGGGCGAGCGAGUGGCCAGUGGCGUUAUUACAGAAGACACCAAGAUUGUUUUUCGCAGCAGCACCUCGAUGGUUUACCUAUUUCUGCAAAUGUCAUCGGAAAUGUGGGACUUUGAUAUACAUGGAGAUUUGUACUUUGAAAAAGCUGUUAAUGGCUUCCUCACCGAGCUCUUUCAGAAGUGGAAGAAACUGAGCUGCAACCAUGAGGUCACCAUUGUGCUUUUCUCUCGCACUUUCUACGCGGCCAAAUCCUUAGAUGAGUUUCCUGCGCACAUGCGUGAUUGCUUGCAACAAGACUAUAAAGGACGUUACUAUGAAGAUUUCUAUCGGGUGGCCAUACAAAACGAGCGAAAUGAUGAUUGGUGCACGGUGCUGGCGCAGUUGCGCAAGCUUUUCACCUCCUACCAAGAGACUGUGCUGCGCUAUCAUGAGCGUCAGAAUAUGGUUAUACCACAAGCGACCAACUCAACCGCCACACAGGGCAAUUUCCUAGAAGUGCUUAAUAUUUCACUUAAUACUUUUGAGAAGCAUUAUCUGGAUCGCACUUUUGAUCGAACGGGUCAACUGUCUGUUGUGAUAACACCCGGUGUUGGCGUCUUCUCCGUGGACCGAGAACUUACUAACAUUACCAAGCAGCGCAUCAUUGAUAAUGGCGUUGGCAGCGAUCUCGUUUGUGUCGGCGAGCAGCCGCUGCACGCUGUGCCGUUGCUCAAGUUCCAUAACAAGGAUACAUCCAUAACAUCGGCUGAUGACUACUCACUGCCCCAUUGGAUUAACUUAAGCUUCUACUCGACUAACAAAAAGAUAGCAUAUUCAAGUUUUAUACCACGCAUCAAGCUGCCCAUUUUAUCGGCUGUUGAUGAAGGCGAUGUGGAGGAAAAUGAGCGCAAUUUUCUUAGCUGCAAUCAGUCGGAGUACAUUUACAACUCGCUUUUUGAUUAUGAUGCAUACGAUGAGCAAAUUUUUCAGCCGCUGCCAGCGCAGAGCACAUGCUCACUGCAGCGAGUUGUGCGUGCCAAGAAGACAUCGGUGCCCAGCUUUGAGACAUACGCGUAUCGCAACAAUGACUGGGAGAAUUUAACGCCCACUAAGAUACCCAGCUUACGGCGGAAAAUGUCCGACCCGGAUAUACAUCAUGGCACUUCAGGCAUGCUGGCCACGUUGACAGAUACCGCUAACAAUUUGUCCGAAUCUUUGGCCUCAGAAAAGAAUUCAAGGCGGGCGAUUGUGAGCAUUGCUCCAAUUGUACGCCCUGGUCGUGCAUUAAUUAAUCCCUUCGAUCCGUCCCAUGUGACCAUAAAGUUAACUUCUAAUAGACGGCGCUGGACGCAUAUAUUUCCCAAGGGACCGACGGGCGUGCUUAUACAGCAGCAUCAUUAUCAAGCGGUGCCUGCCAAAGCCUUGCCUGCUGUCAACUGCAAUCGUCAGCUGCAGCACUGCAAUAGCAACAGUAAUAAUAGCCAUAAUAAUAAUAAUAAUAACGAGCAGGAGUUUAGCUCAGCUGCAACAGAGCAUUUUGAUGAGCUGUCCAGUCACUCACUGUUGAGCCAGACCAAGUCAUUUAGCUCGCAGAGUGAGGAGAAAUCUGACUUUUUCAAGCGUCGCAAUACUUCGCUGUUGAAUGCCGCACACGCUGCCAAUGUGCCCAACCUGACGGCCACCCAGGCCAAAUCAUUUUUAUGGGGCGCCACAGGGGAGCAGGAAUGGACGCCAGCAAUUACAACAGAAAAUGGCAUUGCUCUACAUUUUGGGAAUGCAACGGGCAAACACAUGAAAGCAAUUGUCGAAAGCGAACAUAAAAAUUAUGGAACAUCACGGCUUGAGGCUACGAGCGAGACUGUCGGAAAAGGAAAAAUCAUCAUAGGGGUCGACUGGAAAUCUCUAUCCAUACCCGCCUGUCUUCCCAUAACCACGGAUUACUUUCCCGAUAAGCGGUCGUUGCACAAUGACUAUGUCAUUUCGGAUUAUACCUUGCUGCCGGAUGAUGUGAAUCUGGAUUAUGCCAAGAGUCGUGCAGUCUAUCGCAAACCUUUGUCCACGGAGGAGGUGUGUAAGGAGAUUGUUUCACAACGUUUGGCCCAGGGCUUUCAGCUGAUUGUCGUCGAGGAAAAACAGCCCAGCUCCAACAGCUGCUGCUCGACGAAUGGGAGCUGUGCCCCCUUAGCUAAUAAUCUGGGCACAUCGGCAGUGUUACCCGUGAAGCCGCCCUGCGAACCGAACAAGGAAUACCUAUUAUCCAUAGGACGCAUAUUUCACAAGAUCUCGCUGAGUGGUUCAGUUAUUACAGUGACUGGCUAUAAACCCAGGCAUCCAUAUCCGCCAAUUAAUGUCGAUUAUCGCUAUCGAUUCCAUGCACCACAGCAUGAGACCUAUGAAAUCUCUGGCGUUAAUUUUACGACUGAGAAACUGGAGAACUUUAGCUGGAAUCACAUGGAUUUAUACAUAUGUACGCGUGGCGAUGUUGAUUAUCCACUAAUGGAGAGUCUCAAAUACUGGCGGUUUCGCAUGUAUCUGCUGCCAAAGGACACCGUGGUCAAUAAGAUCGUCAACUGCGGCAGCCAGCGUUGCGACAUCUUUACGGAUGCUGUUGUGGACAAUACCCGUGACCAAAUCGAGGACUUUGUACGACUUAUCGAGAAUGUCAGCAAGUUAAGACGACAAAUCUGUCGCAAAGCGCGCGAUAGCCCCACGACCAACAGCUUUACUAAGCGGCGACACAGUACGAGCAUUAUUUCCAGGCCUCUCAACCAGCAGCAUGAUACACCCACACCUAGAAUCACAGAAAAGAAUCAUAAUCUAUUAAAUUCACCACUGCAAAGCAUCAAUGUGCGCCCUAAAGUGGAACCGGGUCGGAUUUCCCGCAAUCUUCCCGGGACAGAUGCAGCCGCUGCAGCUUCAAAUGGAACUGGGCCACGUGACGAUCAGGAUGAUGGUUUUCCAGUGGAUAUAAAGUUUAGCCCGAAUGCUACGCUGGCGGAGAUGUUCGAGGCCAUGAAGCAUCCGGUAAAUGGCGUUGGCUUCUUUACCCAAACCCAAUCGUUGCCCUCCUGCACUUUCAUUUCAUACGAUGCGCUGAUGUGGCUAAGGGCGCGUAUAACAAAUGGUCGACAUCCUUUAGAUAUUCUGGAGGCCAUGCGCACAGAGCGCAUGAUUUGCCACGCCUCUGGUGAUUGGAAUCAGCCCAUUGUGCCAGGUUUUGUCUUUUACUAUGUGGUGCAGCAGGAUAAGAAUGCUAAAGAUUAUGCCCCGCCUCUUAACGACUAUAGCGCCUUUGUUAAUGAGUGGCUGGAGAUUGAACUGCAGGGCUGCAACUUUUUGUGGUACGAUGAACCUUCACCUUCCAAUGUUCCCAAUUUUUUGCGCGAUACACCAGCUCCUCAAUCCUGGACGGCAUAUUGCAAGAGCAAGCGCGUUUGUCGUAAAUCGCAUUUGGAGAUUGAUGUGAACCAGAAGAGCGAUCGAAUGGAAUGGGGUCAUGUGAAGCAUCACACUGUGAUGCAGCCAGGUUUCGCGUUUGAACUGGUUGUGGAGUGGGUGACCUCAUCGGGACCCAUUGUUUCCGAUUUGAUUGCCGGAUGGAUGCGCAAAGCAAUUCAAUGUGGCUAUCAACUGGUCCCUGUACCCGCUGAUCCUAUGGCUGAGCCUUUUACAGAAAAAUCAGACCCAUUGCGUGGUCCCAUUUUCAUUCCCUUGUGCGUCAACUUUUUGCCAGAAGGCAAAUGUCUCUUUGAUGAAUUUCCUGAGGACAGCCGCUCGGAUCGCAUGCUCUUUCUGCAGGAGGCUAUACUGGCUAGAUUUGGAUUUCUGCCCUGCGUUUUGGAGGAGAAAUUUAACCAGAAGAAGGACCUACCAAAGGAAUAUCAGUAUGUGCAUUGCACUGGCAACAUGUUCGCUCUAAUACGAUGCGCCAGCAACAAGUUCCAGGUGGAGUCACCGAGUCGCCAGGAGGCGAAUGUCACGCGUUGUGUCUAUGGACAUACAAAUAAUACGAACGUGCCCAAAAAGGUGGGCUUUCUUUGGUCCUGGAACCAUAUGAUACCCAACAAAAAAUGGAAAGCCUUGACCAUUAACAAUUCAGCGGAUGGAGAGCUGUUUCAACUGAAAAUGCUGAGGGAUUUCCGUGAGUUUUGCUCGAAUGCUGAACAACGUUUGGCCAAUUUCUGGUCGCAAUCGCAGGAGCUUAAACGCAAAUCCCUUAAAUUUGAACACAACAAUAACAACCCUGAUGAACCACAAAUUAUAUAAA